Molecule: messenger RNA, 1860 nt
Organism: Caenorhabditis remanei
Lineage: Eukaryota; Metazoa; Nematoda; Chromadorea; Rhabditida; Rhabditidae
Exons: 7
Coding region: 1-1860 (619 amino acids)
Biological process (GO): sodium ion transmembrane transport
Cellular component (GO): membrane
Molecular function (GO): ligand-gated sodium channel activity
Source: RefSeq, a predicted model, not a curated record
AUGCUGGAAAAACAGGCUCGAUCGACAAUCCGAAGAACUCGUUUCAAUGAAGCCAGUUGUGUAAUGUACAUGAAUGGAAAUCGUCCGGAGACCACAGUGGUCAGAAGUCAUUCGCUGACACACAGCCAAUCCGUCAGCGAGUCUGAGUCUGCCAUUCGAAAGCUGAAAAAAGAAAACCACUGUUUGAAAAAGACGUUAUCUCGGAGGUGGUCCGGGCGGAGCAGAGCAUCCACUCGAUCUCAAGAACCAACAGAUGUGACCAGUUUAAGCGAUGAUUCUGAUGACAAUGACGAUAGUUUGUACCUUCUCCGUGAAACAUCUACACUGCAUGGUCUCCGAGACGUUAUGUUAUCAUCAUCUAAGAACCUCAGACUUGUUUGGGUACUUAUUGUCAUCAUAGCUCUCGCAAUGACACUUCAAGGAUGCUAUCAGAUUAUAAAUGAAUUCUCCAUGAGGCGGAUUGUGGUUUCUUAUUUUAUCCAAGAAGCUGAUUCCAUAUUCGUACCUGAUGUCGUUGUCUGUCCGUACAAUCGUUUCAACCGAUCAUACUUUGAAGCAAAUAAUGUGUCAUUCGAGUUAGCUCAAUUCCUAGAGCUUUCAUUCCCUUCCAUAGAACUGCCAUUCGAAAAUUUAUUGAGGAAAACCGAAGAGAUACUCAAGAAAAUUGAUACCUUGGAUUUUCAACUUGAAGCUUUAUUAUCCCAAAAGAACAUGACUUAUGCUAAAUUUCUUCGGAAAGCUUCAUUGAAUUGUGAAGCAUUUUUCCAAGAUGCGUCUCGAUGUGCCAAUAUAACAGAAAUGAUGACAUCGGCUGGAAAAUGUUUCAGACUAGCAGGUGUUAAACAGGCAAGUCAAAAAACUGUGUUCGAAAAUGUGACAUUAGAAAAACUUGUUUUUCAGGAGGCAAGUGGCUUUGGUAAUGGAGACAGAUACAUUAUUGAUCUACCAGAAGAAUACUACAAUCCCGGAAUCAAUCAAAUGAUCAACAGUGGUGUAAUCAUUAAGCUAGCAGAACGUGGACAGGGUAUUGACAAUGAUCUUACUUUCCUUCCAGCAGGAGUUCAUGCUAUUAUGCCAUUGCUGGGAACACAAUUUGAAUUCAUGAACGAUCCACCAAGAUAUGAAUGUGAAGAAGACCCACACAAAAACUACAGUCGUGUUCACUGCUAUGAAGACUGCUUGACUUCUGAUGCUCAACACUUUUGCCAAUGCUCUCCCGCUGCUGCUCACAAUCCAGGACAUCCGGACAAAAUAUGCACUGCGACUCUUCUUUAUCAUUGUUUCUUCCCCAAUCUGUUCACAGACGAUGGAAAAAUUCCAAAAGCAAAAGUAGACGCUUGUAAGAAGAAAUGCAAGGCUCCGUGCCAUGCUUGGAACUAUAACAAACAAGUUAGCUAUUCCAGCAUUCCAAGCGAAUCGAGCAAAGCAUUGAUCUCAAAAGAUGAAUGGAACAAAAUGAAACGUCGAAUUAUUCUAGAUAUUUACUAUUCUCAAUUGGAUUACACAAUCAUUAAACACGUCAUCGCUAUGCCACUUUCCAGUCUUGUUGCUCAAAUAGGAGGUCAAUUCUCACUUUGGGCAGGCGGAUCCCUCAUUUCGCUCUGCCAAAUCAUCAUCUACCUCGCUCGUUACGUUUUUCAUAGUGUAUGUGGAUGCACAUUCUCCAGCAAAAAGAAGAAACGACCAAGAGAAACAAGAGACGACCACGAGGCCCGUCACAGAAGAGACGGGAAACGACGUCCGAGAGAUUCUUCACACAAUAGGUCAUCUCCAAAACCUCACAAUGGGAAUGGCACCAGCAAAAUUGUAAAUAUGGAGAUGGUGACCACUCAAACGACAGAAGAAUCUUCUCCCAUAUGA